Molecule: messenger RNA, 1134 nt
Organism: Funneliformis geosporum
Lineage: Eukaryota; Fungi; Glomeromycota; Glomeromycetes; Glomerales; Glomeraceae
Source: the annotation of a GenBank genome assembly
AUGUCUAAAAAUAAACGUAAACGUAACUGUUAUAAAAUUAAUGCUAAAAGUGUUCGACGGCCUACUAAAGAAGUAAACGAAUGGAACUUUCAAGAACUUCGCAAAUUUUUGGAAUCGAGGGAUAUUAAAUAUGAAGAUAUUAAAAUUAUCAUCGACGAACAAAAGGUCGAUGGUUCAUCCUUUCUUGGGCUGACCGCAGUAUCUCUUGAGAGAUGGGGAAUGCUAGGUGGACCAGCUAUAAAAAUCGAAAAUUUGGUCAAGGAAAUUCAAGGAAACAAAAGACCAUUUACCGGAGAGAUAUUCCUUCUUGUCGAUCAUUCGAAUUUGCUCGAACAAGGCAAAGACACCGUGAAGCGUUAUGAGAAAUUAGUGUACAAACCAAAUAUAUACAUUGAAUAUGAGCAACUUCGAAAAACGAUAAUAAACGGGAGAAAGUCGGGUGAUUCUGCAGAAAUAUUUUGUUCUCAAUUCCCAAAACAUAAUGACAAAAGACUUGAUAACCUUUGGAACAAGCGUAGAAAACAAGGUUUUAUUGUUAACAUCAUUGAACAAAAAUCGCACAAGACAAGAGAAAAAAAGGUAGACACCUCAUUAACUGUACAAGGGAUGAAGAAAAUCUUGGAUGAUAAUGAUCCCGGAAUAUUGGCUAUAGUGGCAGGCGAUAGUGAUUACGUACCAUUAGUUGAACAAGCUCUGGAGAAAGGGUGGAAAGUUGAAAUAUGGUUCUGGUCAUCAGGAUUAUCUGGAGAAUAUAAACCCGAAUUAUCUAAUAAAUUUGGAAUAAACUAUAGUCUUCACUUUCUGGAUGAUGAAUAUAAAAAAUUUACUUAUGCACGUAGUCCAGAAUCUCCUCGUGAAUUUACUUUUGAAAUCGAACAUAAAUGUGUUGAAAACUUGGAAGAUGAAGACCUGUUGAAAAUUUUCGUUGAUUUGGAUUUAUUUGGAUGGUGGCAUUGGAACAAUAAUAAUCAUUUAUUGGUUUAUGUUAAUACAGAAAAGCAGAAAGAAGAAGUAGAAAAGGUGUUUAACCGAUUUGAAGAACACGAAGAAAACGAAGAACAAGAGAAUUUAAAUCUUGCAUUAUAUUUAGAUAAAAAUAAGCUUAACGGAAAUAAAUUUUGUUAUCUUAUUUAG